UUUUGCAGUACAAGCCGCGACGCUUUACGGCUCUCUUCCUCGUUCCUCCGGCGGGAAUACGGCCCGCCCGCCCCUUUCGCCCAGUGGGCCCCGCCAUGCUCGGCGUGGAUUGGUUGGCAGCCCUUCGAGCCCGGUGCUGACUGGCUCGCGUGUCUGCCACUUUCUUUCAGCCUGGUGGCGCGCGGCGCUGCGAGAAGCGCCGGGAGCGUGUGCGGCGGCGGUGGCGGAAGUGGCCGGUGAUCCCGGUCCCCGCCGGCACCAUGCUUCCCUUGUCACUGCUGAAGACAGCUCAGAAUCACCCCAUGUUGGUGGAGCUGAAAAAUGGGGAGACAUACAACGGGCACCUGGUGAGCUGCGACAACUGGAUGAACAUUAACCUGCGAGAGGUCAUCUGCACGUCCAGGGACGGGGACAAGUUCUGGCGGAUGCCCGAGUGCUACAUCCGCGGCAGCACCAUCAAGUACCUGCGCAUCCCCGAUGAGAUCAUCGACAUGGUCAAGGAGGAGGUGGUGGCCAAGGGCCGCGGCCGCGGAGGCCUGCAGCAGCAGAAGCAGCAGAAGGGCCGCGGCAUGGGCGGUGCCGGCCGAGGUGUGUUUGGUGGCCGGGGCCGAGGUGGGAUCCCAGGCACAGGCAGAGGCCAGCCGGAGAAGAAGCCGGGCAGACAGGCGGGCAAACAGUGAGCGCCCACCCAGACCGGCCGCUGCGCCCUCCCGCCAGGACCGCGGUUCCACUCCACAGAUGGACGGGUCUGCUCAGAAAGGAAGAGGCGGGCCUCGGGGAGAAUUCCCCUCGCGUUUUGUGACUCUCCCUUUUAGGUGAAGCCCCUUUUCCUUGCUACAGCCGGCAGUUCUCUGGUUGGAAAUGUUUGGUGUUUUUGGUUUUGUGAAGUGGCCGUCCAGAGCUGGCUGGAUUCCUGGAAGACUCUUUGUUGAAAGCAUCUUUCGAGCCUCGCUCUGGUUCUCAGGGCGGCAUUUUCCAGAGGGGUUUGGUUUGCGUUUCUCGGAGCCUCUCGGAGCAGCGAACAGACAGGAGAUUUUUAUUUUAAGCUGUUGACGCUGGGAUUGACAGCCUGGAGUUUCCUUGAGCGCGGCCCCAAAAUUGCCUUUCAAAACAAACCCGGGGACGGAUGAAUGCUUUAGAGCCCGUGCAGGGGACGCCGCCGGGCCCUGGCCCUUCGAUUCCUCUCUCUGUGUUACAAAAAUAAAAAUAAACAAAACUACACACUGCA
Molecule: messenger RNA, 1228 nt
Organism: Cebus imitator (Panamanian white-faced capuchin)
Lineage: Eukaryota; Metazoa; Chordata; Mammalia; Primates; Cebidae
Gene: LSM4
Product: LSM4 homolog, U6 small nuclear RNA and mRNA degradation associated
Exons: 5
Coding region: 261-680 (139 amino acids)
Biological process (GO): mRNA splicing, via spliceosome; nuclear-transcribed mRNA catabolic process; P-body assembly
Cellular component (GO): U6 snRNP; spliceosomal tri-snRNP complex; P-body
Molecular function (GO): U6 snRNA binding
Source: RefSeq, a predicted model, not a curated record